GAACCAGGAAGGUUACACACACACAGACGGAAAUCGCGUCGAACCACUGCUGCAUCAACGUGCUAACGGUAAAGCUACUUGUUGUCGCUUGGAGCUAACAGAGGGUGAGGAGGGCAUAAGAAGGACAGAUAGGCCUGCUCAUUUCACUGACUGUAAAUACGCACCUGGGAGCCAAAGUGGCGUGCAGUCAUGUGGCCUGUAGUAUGGACAGCGUUGCGGACCUAUGCUCCUUAUGUCACCUUUCCUGUGGCCUUUGUGGUCGGAGCAGUGGGCUACCACCUGGAGUGGUUUAUCAGAGGGACCCCCAAACCUCGAGAGGAGGAGAAGGGCGUCCUGGAGUUGAGGGAGGAAAGGAAGCUUCAGGAACAAGUGGGUAUGGACAGCACGCAGGUGCUUAGCCUGAAAGAGAAACUGGAGUUUACACCCAAAGCAGCUCUGAACAGGAACCGACCUGAAAAGAGCUAACCAUUGCUGGUGCUAGAGACUUGUUUGCCCUUUCUCAGCAGGAGGGUAGUGCACUGGGAGCAAAGGGGAUGAACCAGAGGGCAAAAACACCUAUUCUUCCAAUUCAACACAGCCAUUCGUCCUCACUCCUGGCCAACUAAAAGCAUCAGCUAGCCUGUGUUAAUAUCAGACAGUUUCCAGAAGCAGGAGGGUAAUUGAAAAAAACAAAUACUUGGUCUUUCAUCAAGUCAAAUAUAACGUAUAUUGGAUGUGCUGUAUGUGAUUCUCUGACCUUCCACUUGAUGUCGCACAUGCCUUGUUUGUGCACUGAUCAAUAACUAAAGCAAGUCACUGUAAUUAAAAACACAUUAAAUAUGGAACCAGGCUUUGAACUGGAUUUUGUUGUCCGUUUGUCCUCUGGCUCAAAGAAAAGAGGAACAUUGGAGGAACAUUUUUUUAAUUUAAAUCUAGUUUUACCACUGACACAGAUUUUAUUGUGACUUUGUUACUUUAUUACAUCAUUUCUUGCAUACAAAAAGAUUUUCAUGUUCCAAGCCUGUAACACACAAGUGUUUCUUCUUUAAUCUUUUCUUUAUGUUAAGAAAGAACAUCUGACUGUGAACAUAAAAGGAGAGGAAGAAAGACAGGUCUUUGUUGUAGUUCUUUUUAUGUCAUAUAACCUUUGAUGGUAUGUGACAAAAUAAGCCAGCAGUGUGGGAGGUCUCUCAGGAAGUUUAAGCUACUUAGUCCUGUUGUCUGGAACAUCUACACAAUACUUUCAUUAAUGAAAGUAUGGGUUCUUUUCACACUAAAAUUUUAACUGUGUGUUACUGAAAAGUGUGACAAAUAAAAGAAAUUUGUGUUUGUAUGCUGAAAGUGUGUGACCGAUUGACCAUUCAGUUAAUGUCAGGAAAUGUCCAGGGGAGUUUUCAUCUAGCGAUUUAUUUCAACAAAGUAGUAAAACUUGCAGUUUCAGUAUUUGUCACUUUUGUUUCAGCAGCAUUGUUUCACAUUAAGGUCUGAACAAAAUAUCUUGUCCCUGUUUAUUGUAAAACAAUACUGCAGUCAAGGACAUAAAGAAACAUAAAAUUCAAAGGAAGGAAGUAAUGACUUAUGCUCAUUCAGCUUCAAGGAGGAAAUUAUUUUGGAGAGAACACAAUAGACAAAGUAAUGAUAAGUGGGGAAAUCACCAACCUAUUCACCUUUUGGAAUUUGACCUGUGGCACAAAACUUAUUAAAGAAAAGACCAAUCCAUUCAGGAAGUGUAGCAUUGUUAUUUUGUGGGCUAAAACACUGUUUUUCGUAUGUGGAUAAUGUUUAAUUAACUUGAUUUGAUUAUUGGCUGUUUGAUCAUUACUUUAAGUCCAUAAGCUUCUCUAAAAAAGUGAAAGCUUAUUCCCAGUUAUCGGAUUCAUGACCAAGAAUUUUUUGGGUGAACGCCCAAUCAUCAAAGUCUGUUUCAGUGACAAAUGACUCUUUUACCCAGAGGUAUGAAUAUUUUAGUUGAGAAGAUAUAGGUUACUGAUUAAACUAUAAUAAUUUGUUUGUUAAAUUUUCACAAUAAAGAGCUACCUUCAUAUAAUCUAUAUGAUAGAAUAAACCCCAAAAUAAACAAGAAAUGGAAACCAGUAACAAUGCACAAGAUUUAAAUUUAUGGUUUCCACUCUCAUUUUGCCUCUAUUUCAAAAUAAGAGCAUAUUGUUUUUCAAAGAACCCAAUGAAAAAUGAAAAACUUAAAAUUAACAGGUUAAUUUUAUCGUGAUAACAGCAUGUUAGCCUGGAUUAGUUAAAUCAUUUUUGAAGUACAGGGCCCUCCACAGGUGAAUCUGUUUCUGUGAUCAACAAGCUAGCAUUUCCGCAGUGAAGGAUGCAGUAUAUGUAAAGCUGUCAUUUAUGUGUUUAGAUACAGAUCACAGUUGUGUUGCUGUUAAUUUUGACAUUCAUCAUACCACUAGAGAGUUAUAUGUACAACAAAAUAGAUAGUUGUGAAAACAUUCCUUUUGACAAAGGCAUCAGUAGAAAAAUAUGAGGCUAAAAUUAAGUUUUUCCUUUUAAGGGCAGCUUUUAGUCUUACUCACAAUCCAUCAGUAAUGUCACAGAUUUAUAUACUAGUCCAGUAAAAGCACGGAUUCACGUUCAUAGCCUGCUGACUUUUCCUGUGUGAUUAUUUAAGUCAUGAUUAAAAAUAUGGUAUGUUUAUUUAAAAUAAUAAAGUGCUGAAAGAAUACAUAAUGUAGGAGGAUUGACAUUCAGUGUGAGCACUUGAGUGACGUUGCCUGUACUCGACACGACCUCCCUGUGAAGGCAAGGAGAGGGAAAAGUUUCCACAUAUUCAAUCAGGAAAAUCUUUAUUUUCUUCAUUAUUAAAACAAGACUAGUGAAGUAGUCAGGAAGACUUCAAUAAAAAUUCAUCACUGAUUGAAAACGGAGAAGUUAUUGUUGUUGUAAAGAAUACGGAAUAAUAAAGCUUUAUGAAGCUUUUUAAAUUAGACCCAUGAUAAUAUUUACGAAGAACUCUAAUAACAAUCUUGUUGACACUUUUCCUCGAGCCCCACAGCCUUUCUUGUGUUAAAUAAAGAAACAGAAAGGUCCAUCUUUCCCACAAUCCAGGAGCCCUCUUAG
Molecule: messenger RNA, 3066 nt
Organism: Xiphias gladius (swordfish)
Lineage: Eukaryota; Metazoa; Chordata; Actinopteri; Istiophoriformes; Xiphiidae
Gene: smim12
Product: small integral membrane protein 12
Exons: 3
Coding region: 190-465 (91 amino acids)
Source: RefSeq, a predicted model, not a curated record